Molecule: messenger RNA, 1261 nt
Organism: Ostrinia furnacalis (Asian corn borer)
Lineage: Eukaryota; Metazoa; Arthropoda; Insecta; Lepidoptera; Crambidae
Exons: 5
Coding region: 860-1261 (133 amino acids)
Source: RefSeq, a predicted model, not a curated record
UCACUGUGGCGUGGAGCAUAUGCUCCAAUGUCAAAAUGGCCCCGUCUGUGGCGUGGAGCAUAUGAUCCACAAAAUGUAGGUUCACAUUUCGCGGCACAGCACGCUCAAUUUUUAUUAGAUUGCAUUAAGAUUACUACAGUACGUUCCUGACGAACCGGGCUGUAUAAUGAUAUACGCCUUGGAUACGGCCUAGAAGGAAAAUAAAAAGUUAUCUGUCAUCAAAGUUACUCUAUUUUCAUUACGCACUUUGCCUACUUGCCGCCUUGAGUGAGCUACGUUGGCAGAGUUUUAAUACUUGAAAUUUGUAUUAGAUCAUAGAACGGUAAAUAUUCUUCAAUUAUUUAUCUAUUUUGUGAGGUUUGUUAGCAAUUUUCAUUGAAAAAAGCUGUGAUGAAUGCAAAAGUACCCUAAGUAUGAACGACGUCUGUUCCGAUUCAUUGACUUUUAAAUGAUCUAAAUUACCACUAAUCUCUAAAUGUUUCUUUUAUUAGUUGCAGUAUUUAUCAUUUUAGCUAAAUACGUAAACAUGAGGCAUAUUCUGAUGUAAAACGUGAGAAAUAUCAAUAAAAGUGUGUAACGGUGUUUUGUGGAUCAAAUGCUCCAAGCUCACAGACACGGUUUGACAUUAGUUUGACAUUAGUUUGACAUUAGUUUGAAGUUUUUUUUGGUGGGGUGACUAACAUGGAUUUCCGGUCGUCGGCUUUUUUAUUAUGACUUUAAAUUAAUUUGACUAUUUAUUUUAUUGUAUUUACGUCUACUUUUUAUUUUUAUUAACCAUUUUGAUGCGCUGUUUUAUCUAUGAAGCGACUUGAAAAGUGCCAUUUUUUUCUUUACAGUGAGCUGUUGCUGCGUAGGAAGAAUGUCAUCUAACGAAGAAAAUUUGCCCUCAACCUCAGGCCAAGGCCAAGGCCGUGGCCGUGGCCGCGGUCGCGGUCGCGGUGCCAAUAGAGGCAGAGGUGCUGAGGAUCCGGAAGCACUUCUUACUGUCAGAGCCGCCCGACAAGUUUCGCAAAGACAUUUUGCGAACUUGUCGGCGGCCGACAAGGACGACCUUCCCGACGCGCCUCCGCGCAAACGGCGAACUUUAAAUGCUUCUCCUGAGAGGGAGCUGCCCGAAGUAGUGGAUCCACUGCAACCUACGCCGCAAGUGGAUCCACUACAGCCAUCAACUUCGUGGCAACCGACGCCGCCUCUACAAGUGCCGGCUGACGUCGAGUUUGUUCACAACGAGGAAAAGCGUUUUCCUUUUAUAAAAUCAUAA